UGCUGCUGCUGUGAGCUGUGACUACGUGGUCAAAAAAGUCCACCUACGCAAUCUACUAAACUGCUGAGUUUUCAGAUUCAGAACUUUGGAAUGUAAUAUCGAAAAUUAUAUUGAAUAAGUUGUUUCAUAUUAAAUUUAAUAAUGGAACAAGAAGGUGUAUCGUACAAUCCUUUCUCGUACUUGGGAAUAAUUUGGGCUGGAAUCGCGUCAGUAGGAUGGUAUUUAGUGGCUGUCGGCGUAGGGUUAUUCUUUGCAGCACCUUAUCUCGAAGAAAAAUAUACAUCAUGGAAACAGAAGAAAGAUGAAGCUGAUUACGCAGCAAAAUAUCACAAGAAUCCUGAUCUUUUACAUGAAAGACUGAGAGGCCAGGAAGAAGCAAGGCAGAGGAUGCAAGAAAAAUAUGAUGCUGCUGCAAAGAUUUCUAGGGAAUUGGAAGAAAAGCGUAAGGAAGAAAAGAAACAGGAAAUAGCUAAGCUGAUGGCAAAUCAGGAUGGUGGCCGAAGGCUUGGAACAAGGGAUGGAGAUGCAUCUACGUCAAAUAAUUCUACUUCAUCAUCAUUCCGAAAUGAAUACAAUCCAUUGAUGGGAGAUUCCAGUCGAGGGUAUCGUCCCCCGAAGCGGAGCUGCUGUGGCAAAGGUGGCUGUGGUUAAUAUUUGUUAAGUUCGACAAUCAGCAUAAAUGAAAAUGAUGCAUUAUACACGCAUAAUUAAAUUUUUCAUCAAGCAUUGCUAUCAAACAAGCAGCAAAUAGGGUACUAAUCAUGGAAGAAAAAUUAAUUGAAAAUUUAUAACAACUAUGCAAUAGUUGUCGAAUCAUGAAUCUCUAACGAAUGAAAAGUAAUACAACGGGAAAAAAAACAAGGAUCAUUGUACAGCAAACUGUAACGUUUUCAGAUGAGCAAUUUUUCAUUCAAUAGAUCAUGUUGUUUUAAGACUUUUGGAAGAUGGAGGUAUUAACUAAAUCAUGAGGGAUAUCAAUCGAAAAUUUAACCACAUAAGUAGCAAAUAAAUCGAGAAUAAAUGGAUGAGUUCAUAGAAUUUAAUAAAAAAAAUGAAUAAUGAAACAAAAAUAA
Messenger RNA from Venturia canescens, 1073 nucleotides. RefSeq names its product selenoprotein S-like. The record is from RefSeq and is a predicted model, not a curated record. Gene Ontology annotation, biological process: retrograde protein transport, ER to cytosol; endoplasmic reticulum unfolded protein response. Gene Ontology annotation, cellular component: endoplasmic reticulum membrane; Derlin-1-VIMP complex; Derlin-1 retrotranslocation complex. NCBI's taxonomy places the organism in Eukaryota, Metazoa, Arthropoda, Insecta, Hymenoptera, Ichneumonidae. The coding region runs from base 142 to 651 and encodes 169 amino acids. The transcript has 5 exons.